CAACAAACCUGACGAUUUGGACGUUUUUUCAUCGUCCUAAUGUGACUUCGUAGUGCAACUAUUAGUCGACAUCGCGGCGGCAGCUGUCUGCAUGUUGUUCGGGCGUUUUUGUCGACUUUUUAUCCGUCAACUCCGCUCGUAAAAAACAUAAUUCCGCAUAAAAUGAUUCUAGUUUUACAACAUACAAUUCGUAUUUAUUCUCGGUUGUAUGCAAAUGAAUUCAUCGUGACAUCAAAUCUCAUCAAAAUCAUUCCGCUCCUUGCCGUCCACUAGAAGGUUCUAAGCGUCUGCAUGUUCUUGUGGCGCUCAGGAUGAGCCGGCCAGCGGACGAGCAGGACACUGUUGACCGGGAGGACUUUUUUGACUGUCGCGAGACUUUGGAGCUUCCCGAGCGAGGAGACGAGGAGCGACGGCGCGUGAAGACGGACGCCAAACACGAGCCGGAGCCGGCGGAGCCGCUUGAGGAUGCGCCCGUCGGAGAAGUGGAGGAGGACGACGACGACCAGCCGGAGGAAGAGGAAGAGAAAUUGUCGCAGGAGGAGAAGGAGAGCCGACGACUGCGCAGUCUCGCCUUGAAGGAGGAAGGCAAUUGUCACUUUAAAAAUGGAGAUUGGUCUGUGGCGGAGCAAAGCUACACGCAAGCGCUGCGUUUGUGUCCGCGCGGUUUCGGCCAAGAGCGAGCCGUGUUGUUCUCCAACAGAGCGGCCGCCAGACUGCACUUGGAGCGCAAGGACGACGGGAUAGCGGACUGCUCCAGAGCGUUGGAGCUGAAUCCCGACUACGUGAAGGCGUUGCUGAGGAGGGCGGAGCUCUACGAGCAGACGGAACAGCUGGAAAAGGCGCUGGACGACUACCAGAAGGCCCUGGAGCGAGACCCCGAGCAGACGGGAGCCAGGCAGGCCUGCGUGAGGUUACCUCAGCAAAUCCACGAGAAGAACGAGAAGCUGAAGGAGGAAAUGUUAGGUAAACUGAAGGAGCUGGGCAACAUGGUCCUGAGACCGUUCGGCAUGUCCACCAGCAACUUCCAGGUCAACCGGGACGCCGACACGGGCUCCUACUCCAUCAACUUUGUCAACAAGCCCAACAACACGUGACCGCGCCGCGCUGUUCUUUCACAAUAAAACUUUCCUGUUGCACCCCAA
This is a messenger RNA of Phyllopteryx taeniolatus (common seadragon), 1142 nucleotides long. It is a transcript of the gene ttc1, whose product is annotated as tetratricopeptide repeat domain 1. Gene Ontology annotation, molecular function: protein binding. The transcript has 8 exons. The record is from RefSeq and is a predicted model, not a curated record. The coding region runs from base 312 to 1094 and encodes 260 amino acids. NCBI's taxonomy places the organism in Eukaryota, Metazoa, Chordata, Actinopteri, Syngnathiformes, Syngnathidae.